Thamnophis sirtalis is the source of this 683-nucleotide messenger RNA. The record is from RefSeq and is a predicted model, not a curated record. Lineage: Eukaryota; Metazoa; Chordata; Lepidosauria; Squamata; Natricidae.
UCUUCCUCCUCUCUCUUUUGCUUGAGUUAGUGUCUUGGCAUCUUUUGGCUUGAGGAUCGAACGCAACUUUUUUUCCCCCUUUUUUGGUGGGGGAUUUGUUUGUAUUUUGGCCCAAAUCAUAAGUAUAAGAAAAAUCCCUAAAACCUGGUCAGCGUGGAGAACUAAAACAGCCCGACUCCAAAGGAGGAAGGAGACCGAAGUGGGGACCUAAGUGUGGGAUUGUUGCUGGUUUUGGACUGGACCCAAAUAUCCGUAGGUGUGUUUGGAAAUAAUGGAGAAUAAUCUUGGAUCUGUUUGGCUACCCAAGCUGGCUUUUCUGCUGUUUGUGGUCUCGCUCCUCACGCUGGAUCUUGAAGUCACCGGUGCACAGAUUAUGGGAUUUACAACAUUGCAUUUCCUGAUUGAACCUUCAGAUGCCGUCACCACACGGGGAACUAACGUUUUGUUGAACUGUACAGCGGAAUCAGAUCAAGGAUUUCCUGUAAUCAAAUGGAAAAAGGAUGGCGUCUUUUUAAACUUGGCAGUGGACGAGAGAAGACAACAGUUUUCCAAUGGAUCUCUUUUGAUACAAAAUAUUGUCCAUUCCAGACAUCAUAAACCCGAUGAAGGCCUUUAUCAAUGUGAAGCAUCGUUAGAAGGAACUGGCGCCAUCAUCAGUCGAACAGCCAAAGUUUCAGUAGCAG